AUGCCGUCUAAGACGGCCAAGAAGAAGGCAAAGACUGGCGAACCUACCACGGUCCUAGUAGCUUGCGCGGCUAGUGCUGUGUCUUUUGGCGAAGCCAAGAAGAACCUCAAGAGGAGGGGUCCCAUGGCCGCCGAACAGAAGGCUGCUGCACGUCCGGUUCCCGGUGGCUUGCCGUCGCUCAACGAAGUGCUGAUGACAAGGAGGUCACUCAGGCCAACCACGCUGCGACCGAAGCCAGCAGUGAAGCAGCCUGUUGAGCAGGACGAUUUCAAAGCCGCGCUCUUGAAGAAGUUUGAGAACGUUAACAUCUACAGCCCAUUCCCUACUGCCGUCGACCCCAAUGACUCCUUCGCCGAGCCACCUUCUCCCUAUCGCGUCCCCUGA
Molecule: messenger RNA, 384 nt
Organism: Acanthamoeba castellanii str. Neff
Lineage: Eukaryota; Discosea; Longamoebia; Acanthamoebidae
Exons: 5
Coding region: 1-384 (127 amino acids)
Source: RefSeq, a predicted model, not a curated record